Bombina bombina (fire-bellied toad) is the source of this 5539-nucleotide messenger RNA. It is a transcript of the gene ATP9A, whose product is annotated as ATPase phospholipid transporting 9A (putative). The coding region runs from base 117 to 3254 and encodes 1045 amino acids. Gene Ontology annotation, molecular function: ATP hydrolysis activity; ATPase-coupled intramembrane lipid carrier activity; ATP binding. Gene Ontology annotation, biological process: phospholipid translocation; endocytosis; retrograde vesicle-mediated transport, Golgi to endoplasmic reticulum. The record is from RefSeq and is a predicted model, not a curated record. Lineage: Eukaryota; Metazoa; Chordata; Amphibia; Anura; Bombinatoridae. Gene Ontology annotation, cellular component: endosome; trans-Golgi network; plasma membrane. The transcript has 28 exons.
GAGUGGAAGACAAAACAGGGAAAGGGAGGAAGCUGCGAGGGCUGAGCUCCACCUUCCUCCUGCAGCGAACACUCACUCACAUUCCCAGCUACACCCACAGCCUUACAGCAGCCAAGAUGACGGAUAACAUCCCCCUGCAACCUGUCAGGCAGAAGAAGAGAAUGGACGGCAAACACAAAAGAGGGUGUUGUGAUUGUCUGGGCUGUUGUGGCAGGAGGGAAUUACGACCACGUACUGUCUGGCUUGGUCACCCGGAGAAGAGAGAUCAGAGAUAUCCACGCAAUGUCAUCAACAAUCAGAAAUACAACUUCUUCACAUUUCUACCAGGGGUUCUUUUUAACCAGUUCAAAUAUUUUUUCAAUCUCUAUUUUUUGCUCCUGGCAUGUUCUCAAUUUGUUCCUGAGAUGCGGCUGGGACCUUUAUAUACAUUCUGGGUUCCAUUGGGAUUCGUACUGGCUGUCACCAUCAUUCGAGAGGCAUCGGAAGAGAUCCGAUGUUUCAUACGGGAUAAGGAAGUCAACUCGCAGAUCUACAGCAAGCUCACAGCCAGAGGUACCAUGAAAGUGAAAAGUUCAAGCAUUCAAGUUGGAGACCUUAUUAUUAUAGAAAAGAAUCAGCGGGUUCCGGCAGACAUGAUCUUCCUAAGGACAUCAGAAAAAAAUGGAUCGUGCUUUUUGCGCACUGAUCAGUUAGAUGGGGAGACCGACUGGAAGCUGCGUCUACCUGUGACCUGUACACAAAGGUUGCCAACAGCUGCUGAUCUUCUUCAUAUCAGGUCUUAUGUGUAUGCAGAAGAACCAAACAUUGACAUACAUAAUUUUGCAGGAACCUUUACACGGGAGGACAGUGACCCCCCAGUUAAUGAAAGUUUAAGCAUCGAGAACACACUUUGGGCAAGUACGGUCAUCGCAUCAGGAACUGUAGUGGGUGUGGUGCUUUAUACAGGCCGAGAACAGCGCAGUGUGAUGAAUUCCUCAAACCCAAAAAGCAAGAUCGGUCUGUUUGAUUUGGAGGUAAACUGUCUGACAAAAAUCCUGUUCAGCGCUCUGGUAGUUGUAUCGCUAGUUAUGGUGUCGCUGCAGCACUUCGCUGGACGUUGGUACCUGCAGAUUAUCCGAUUCCUGCUGCUAUUUUCAAAUAUCAUUCCCAUCAGCCUUCGUGUUAAUCUGGAUAUGGGAAAGAUUGUUUACAGCUGGAUGAUCCGAAGGGAUCCCAAGAUCCCAGGGACAGUGGUUCGGUCCAGUACUAUUCCUGAACAACUGGGAAGGAUUUCCUACUUAUUAACAGAUAAAACAGGGACCCUCACACAAAAUGAGAUGGUGUUUAAGCGUCUUCAUUUGGGUACAGUGGCAUACGGGAUGGACUCGAUGGAUGAAGUGCAAAGCCACAUAUUCAGCAUAUACACUCAGCCCUCCCAAGACCCACCGACACAGAAAGGAAUGGCCACUAAAGUGCGUAAGACUAUGAGCAGUCGAGUAUACGAAGCUGUGAAAGCCAUUGCUCUCUGUCAUAAUGUGACACCUUCUUAUGAGUCUAAUGGAGUUACCGACCAGGCCGAAGCUGAGAGACAGUUUGAGGAUUCCUGCAGGGUGUAUCAGGCUUCCAGCCCAGAUGAGGUUGCGCUUGUACAGUGGACUGAAAGUGUGGGGCUGACGCUGGUGGGUAGAGAUCAAUCUAAUAUGCAGCUGAGGACACCUAGUGGGCAAAUUCUUAACUUCACCAUUCUGCAAAUAUUCCCCUUUACCUAUGAAAGCAAACGGAUGGGCGUUAUAGUUCGGGAUGAUUCUACAGGAGAGAUCACCCUCUACAUGAAGGGAGCAGAUGUUGUAAUGGCUGGGAUUGUACAAUACAAUGACUGGCUUGAAGAGGAGUGUGGAAAUAUGGCUAGAGAAGGUCUGAGAGUUCUGGUGGUGGCCAAAAAAUCAUUGACAGAGGAACAGUACCAGGAUUUUGAGGCACGGUAUGUUCAGGCAAAGCUCAGUGUCCAUGAUCGUUCUCUCAAAGUUGCAACAGUGAUAGAGAGCUUGGAGAUGGAAAUGGAACUUCUGUGUUUGACGGGAGUUGAAGACCAGUUGCAGGCUGAUGUGAGACCCACUUUGGAGACACUGAGGAAUGCAGGCAUGAAGGUUUGGAUGUUAACUGGGGACAAGUUGGAGACUGCAACCUGUACAGCAAAGAAUGCUCAUCUGGUAACAAGAAAUCAAGAUAUCCAUAUCUUCAGACCUGUGACCAAUCGGGGAGAAGCUCAUCUAGAAUUGAAUGCGUUUAGGAGGAAGCAUGACUGUGCUCUGGUUAUAUCAGGAGAUUCUUUAGAGGUUUGUCUGAAAUAUUACGAGUAUGAAUUUAUGGAGUUGGCCUGCCAGUGUCCUGCUGUUGUGUGCUGCCGGUGUGCUCCAACACAAAAGGCUCAGAUUGUACGUCUCCUGCAAGAACGGACAGGGAAACUUACCUGUGCUGUUGGUGAUGGAGGGAAUGACGUAAGCAUGAUUCAAGAAGCUGACUGUGGAGUAGGAGUUGAAGGGAAGGAAGGGAAGCAGGCAUCUCUAGCUGCAGACUUCUCGAUCACACAGUUUAAACACCUGGGACGUCUACUGAUGGUUCACGGAAGGAACAGCUACAAAAGAUCUGCAGCACUCAGCCAAUUUGUCAUCCAUAGAAGCUUGUGUAUCAGUACUAUGCAGGCUGUCUUCUCGUCUGUGUUUUACUUUGCUUCAGUUCCUCUCUACCAAGGAUUCCUCAUCAUUGGAUAUUCUACAAUUUAUACAAUGUUCCCGGUAUUUUCUCUGGUUCUGGAUAAAGAUGUGAAAUCUGAGGUUGCUAUGCUGUAUCCUGAGCUGUAUAAAGAUCUACUUAAGGGUCGUCCACUGUCUUACAAAACAUUUCUAAUAUGGGUCCUUAUCAGUAUAUACCAAGGAAGCAUCAUCAUGUAUGGAGCACUUUUGCUAUUCGAGUCAGAAUUUGUUCACAUUGUUGCGAUUUCUUUCACGUCUCUCAUCCUCACUGAACUUCUCAUGGUUGCGCUGACCAUCCAGACGUGGCACUGGUUUAUGAUUGUAGCUGAACUCCUCAGUCUGUCCUGCUAUAUUGCCUCACUGGUCUUUCUACAUGAAUUCAUUGAUGUGUACUUUAUUACAACAUUGUCUUUCCUUUGGAAGGUCACUGUAAUCACACUAGUCAGCUGUCUCCCACUCUAUGUUCUCAAGUAUCUGAGAAGGAAAUUCUCUCCCCCAAGUUAUUCCAAGCUAACAUCUUAGACUUGACCAGAGCUCCAGUUUGGACACCUCAGAUGGACAGCUAGAGCUUAUGAAUAUUUAUCAUCUUCGGUGCGUGCAGUUACCGUCAUAUGCUGCUUUUAUGAACAAUGGUUAAAAAGGGAAGAUGUGAUUUAAAUUGUGAUCAAACAUGAUGGGUAUUUGGUGUUGUGACCCAUUGUCUUUCCACAGAUUGGAGAAAAAAAUAUGUAGCGAUUAUUUUUUGACUUACCCAUGUGUCUGUAGACCACGUGCCUCUGGACAUAAUGCAUUACAACCCAGCACGUCACAAAAGACCUAAGAAGAGUUGCAUAGCCCUUGCAGUACAGUGGAGCUCUGCUUUGGAGUUAUGUGCCCACUAAAGCAAUCAUUUUCACUUAACAUUCUCAGUUGUUUUUCUUUGUAAUUUUCAAUUUUUCCUACUGUUACAACUGCUUUUUUUAAUCAAAUGGCCCAAAUAAUAUUCACUACUUCAUAGCAUAGUAGUGUACAAAGUUAUGUACUGUAGAACAUGAAAACUAUAUCAAUGAUAACAAUGGCUGCUAAUGAGAAUGAAUUCUAACCUGCGGAAAUCCAUCUGUGCCACUUUAGAGGAAAAACAAUAUUUAUGAUUACAAUGAUAACUUUGUCAAAAAAGUAAAGACUAUAAAGGUAUGAGCUAUCUACUCAGUACAGACACUGUAGCUUCCAUCCAACUAAAAUCAACAGCUGUAUUUCUAAUAGUGGGAAAGAACAGGAGUAUGUAAAACACAUUUUUUUUUAUUUUUCAAUCAGUUCAUUUCUGGUGUCAAUCAAGACUAUUCAUUUGUACACCUAUCACAUAGAUUCCAGAAUGCCAGUAAAUAAAAAACACAAGUUAGCAGCAUUAUGCAAUUUACAAGAUAGACUCUACAUCUGACUAAUAGAAAAACAGUGUGAAGCAACCCAACACAUAUCAAUGAAUAUCAUUUUUAUCUAAGCAACAAUCUGGCUGCAUAUUAUCCUAUUAUGGAGACGCUUCACAGCUAACAGAAAUUUUGCUAAACUUUUGUUCGAGCAUUAUGUAAAAAUGUAUAAAGUGCUACUUCUUUUGCUAGUUUGGUCUUUUCCUGUAGAAUGUUCUAAAUUUGUGUAUAUAUUGUGGUGCUCAUUAUACAAACUAUACUUUGUUUUCUUUAUUCUUUUUCUACACUGUUAUGGAGAACAUUCUAUAUUGGUAGGCUACAAGCCUGUACUGUAUUAUUUCAUGUUUUUACAGUCUUUUCUUGUUUAUAUUGUGCCUUUAGAGACCUUACCUUUAUUUUAGCUUUUAUCUUAAAGGGGCAUGAACGUCAAAAUGUUAUGACUCAGAUAGAGCAUGUCAUUUUAAUACACUUUUAAAUAUACUUUGUUAUCCUGGUAUUCUUUGUUGAAAAGCUUAUGUAUAUAUGCCUUGAAGCAGCAAUGAACUAUUGGAAGUAGGCUGGUAAAUGUUGGCUACACAUGUCUCUCGUCAUUGACCCACUAAAUGUGCACAACUAACUCCCAGUAGUGCAUUGCUUCUGGACUUUAACUAUGCGUUUCAUUAUUUUGCAUAAACCAGCAUUUUAUUUUUGCACUUUUAUGCCCCUUUAAGAACAUAUCAGAAAGUCUGGUCUGAGUAUUCUUUUUAUUUAAUAUUUUAAGUCCCCUGGGGUCUGAAGGUAAAACUACCAUGUGAAAGUGUAGUACUUAAUAUUGUCUGCAAUCCAUGUAGCAAUACAUAUAUUUCUCUAUAUCACAUAUUACUCCAUCAAAGGGACAGUAAACACCUUGUAAUUAUAAUACAUUUACUUUGUGUAGAAUAAAAUAUCAGCCAAAUCCUAAACAUCCUUAAACAAAUUAACAUAAUUUUUACUAAUGGUUAUUUAUUCCAAAACACCACCCACCAUUUGUCUUAUUUGGAUGAGCCAAUCCAGACUUUAGUCUGCAGACAACAAGGCUAGUAACUGUCGUAUUUAUAGUAUAAAGUGAAUUGCUUUGCAGCUAUCUACUGGAGCCAAUUAAGAAAAUAUAUGAAGCAAGGUUAGCCUUGAUAAGUCUGCAGGGUGCAUUUUUAGGUCUGAGAAUUUGAAAAUAGUUGGAGCUAAAUUACAUGAAAAUAAAUUAUUUAAUUUUAUUGCAAAGUUGUUUAAUUACACACAACUAAACAUUUUAUAUAACAAUCUCAAGGUGUUUACUGUUCCUUUAACUCAGUGCAAUUAACAUAGUGUAAUAUGGGAAGAUGAAGUCUGAUAAUGACAUGCAUGUGCACAUUUUAAAUGCAAUAGUUCUGUUUAUUAUUAUUAUUA